Messenger RNA from Phytophthora infestans T30-4, 1580 nucleotides. RefSeq lists its product as uncharacterized. The record is from RefSeq and is a predicted model, not a curated record. The transcript is spliced from 6 exons. Gene Ontology annotation, biological process: microtubule nucleation; cytoplasmic microtubule organization; mitotic cell cycle. Gene Ontology annotation, cellular component: equatorial microtubule organizing center; gamma-tubulin complex; centrosome. Lineage: Eukaryota; Oomycota; Peronosporomycetes; Peronosporales; Peronosporaceae. Gene Ontology annotation, molecular function: microtubule minus-end binding; gamma-tubulin binding. Bases 1 to 915 code for a protein of 304 amino acids.
AUGCUUAUGUCAGAAGGGCUCUCGAUGGACAUCUUUGCGCGUGAUUUUCUCCAGGGAUUGGACUCAACUACUCGUGUAAACUGGGGACUUGAAGGCCGCCUUUCGUCCGCUUUCACUUUGGCCAUGAUCGAGGGAUCCGUGACGCUAGAUCCAAUUUCGCAAGCUUUUCAGUACAACACGACCGCAACACUGUCACAGAUGCUAGAUAGUCUGACGAUGAGGCCAGCCGUUCCAAGCCUACUCCAUGAAAUUGAGUUGGUGUACGACUUAAAGUGGCCGAUGGGUUUCGUGAUCACCACGCAGUCGCUGGAAUAUUACAAGAAAAUGCACCGAUUCCUACUUCACGUGAGACUGACAUCAGUCGAAAUGCGAGAGACUUGGGAUCUACUGCGCUCCAUCCGUGCACAAGGACAGCUUUCUCCUUUACUUGAGCGGUUGUGCGGAGGCGUAGUAUACAAGAUGCAAUCGUUCCUUCGGGCAUUCAACGAAACUUUUGCAACAAAGGUGUUAAUGAUGGCGUGGUCAGAACUUGAGCAUGCAGUACACAAGGCAACACAAUUGGUAGAGCUGCGUCGCUGCCAUGAGGAUUAUGUAUCUGUUGCAACUCGCUGCUGCUUCCUGGACAGAUCCACACUUGCGAUCCGCUCAGCUUUUUUGGACACGCUAGCAGCAGCCUGGAGCUUGACCGGAUUCGUGCGGGCAUUAGAAAGACAAGUGACCGGGAGAGUUUCCGAAGAGACUCGCAUUCGAUCGUUGUGCUACGAGUUCGACGUUGCGCUCCGAGUUUUGGUUGGCAGUCUGCACAGCGUCACUCGUGAUGCAGAGCGAAACACACGCGAGUUGUCGGAGUGUAUCUUACUCCGGCUAAACUUCAAUCGAUUCUACCCUGAAGCAGCCAAAUUUUCAAAAGAAUAGGCGAUGUGUGUCCUUGAAAUGUAGACGACGCUGGCACAGAGGACACUUUCCACUGGCUCGAAUCGCUUGGUGGAUGCAGCAAGCACAGAAGAUGUGGCCACAUAAAGUGGAGGUCAUGUCUUCCAGUACGUCUAGACAGAUGCUGCACUUGAGUCGUCGCUUAAAUUCCUCCACCGUCUCACUGUUCUGUAUGCUGAUAUUGGUGGACUCUGCGCUUCUCAUCAUGUCUGUCAUGCGCUGGCGUUUAGGCUCUAGCAUUGUGUUGGCUCCUGGUCGUCGUCGCUUUCGAGGUAAAGGCGCCGGCUGCGAAACGCCCGAAGAAUCCAGAAUCUCGAUGAUUUCGCCGCUAUCUGCUGCGUUCUGCCCGCUGCCUUCGUCCUCAUCCGACGAGACAGUGAGAUCAAUCUCCUCGGGCUGAUUUACUGGGCCUGUGCCUGUAUCGUUAGGGUCGUGAACGUCUUGGAAAUACACCCUGCGGGGCAGAACGAAGUGGUUCUGAGUUCCCCAGUCCUCGUCCUCGUCAUUAAGCAGACUUUCCAUUGCGGCUCGAUUGGCCGUGGCGUUCCUGUUUCGGUUCUCUGUAUCUGCUCCACUACUACUGGGAUUGCUGGCUAUGCUGUUGUCCCCAGAGGUGCCGAAGCUCGAGGGCAUAAAGCGCCUAGGAA